AUGCUCAAAGGCAAUGGAGAAAAAGGGAAUUCUGUGAUUGUGAAUGGCAGCUAUCUUUUGGUGGUGGCAGAGUCUACAGUUUCAGAAGAAGCCAUAGCUGAACAGGAAGAAGAAGAAGUGGAGGAAUUUUCCCGGCGAAUCCAGUUGCUUUACGGGAACCCAGGCGCCGACCCCCACCAGCCGCCGCCGCCGGCGCUGCCCAGGAAGCGGCCGUGCUUCACCCCCGCUUUAUCUCUGGAGCCCGCCACCGGGCAUGCGAUGCCCCGGCCGAGGAGCGCCGGCGGUGAGGUCGUGGAGGUGCAGGGCGGCGGCCACAUCAUCCGGUCGACGGGGCGGAAGGACCGGCACAGCAAGGUCUGCACGGCCAAGGGCCCGCGGGACCGCCGGGUCCGCCUGGCUGCCCACACCGCCAUACAGUUCUACGACGUCCAGGACCGGCUGGGCUACGACCGGCCGAGCAAGGCCGUGGACUGGCUCAUCAAGAAGGCCAAGGCCGCCAUCGACGAGCUGGCCCAGCUCCCGGCCUGGCAGCCCACCGCCGGUUCGAGCCCGAGCCCGAAUUUCGAGCAAAACGAGGACCAGCAGCAGCGUGUCGGCUUAAAUUCCGAUUUAGUGGUUACAAUUAACGAAAACGAGAGCUUUCUUCCGCCGUCUCUGGAUUCCGACGCCAUAGCCGACACCAUAAAGUCCUUUUUCCCGGUGGGGGCUCAGGCGGAGACUAGGUCCUCUGCCGCCAUGGAGUUUCAAAGCUUCCAAUCUCCCGAUUUUCUCUCGAGAAACAGCCACAACCGCACUAAUACCCAGGAUUUAAGGCUUUCGCUGCAGUCGUUUCAAGAUCCAAUCUUGCUCCACCACCAUAGCCACCACAGCGCCGCCGCUCCCCUAGGGUUUGACGGGUGGACAGAGAGCCGCCAGCACCAGGCGGCCGAGCUCGGCCGUCUCCAGAGGCUCCCGGCCUGGAAUCUCCCCGGCGAGAGCACCGGCGGCUCCACAGCUGGGGGAUACCACCUGCUCAAUUUUCCGGCGGCGGCGCCGGCGCUGCAGCAGCUAUUUGACCAGAACCAAAUUUUUGCACAGAGGGGACCCCUUCAGUCCAGUAACUCACCUGCAGUUCGUGCUUGGAUGGACCCACCAUCCGCUGGACAACUCGACCAGAGCCCGCACCACUUUUACCAGCAAUAUCCGUCGGCUCUGCCUAUCUAUCAGUCUCCGGCUACUGUCGCCGGAUUUUCCGGGUUUCGAGUGCCAGCACGAAUUCAGGGUGACCAUGAGGAGCACCAUGGCUAUGCCGAAAAGCCAUCGUCUGCUUCCUCUGAUUCUCGCCAUUAA
Striga asiatica is the source of this 1329-nucleotide messenger RNA. NCBI's taxonomy places the organism in Eukaryota, Viridiplantae, Streptophyta, Magnoliopsida, Lamiales, Orobanchaceae. The record is from the annotation of a GenBank genome assembly.